Clunio marinus is the source of this 463-nucleotide messenger RNA. The record is from the annotation of a GenBank genome assembly. NCBI's taxonomy places the organism in Eukaryota, Metazoa, Arthropoda, Insecta, Diptera, Chironomidae.
AUCAGUUAAAAAUUUAUUGUUUACACAUCAAUAACAGUCUUUCUUCAAGCACGAGUUAAAAAACAUUGAAUAAAAUGACAAAGAUAAUUUUCAUCACAUUCCUUGCAUUAAUUGCAAUUGCAUAUAGUUCAGCGAACAGCGUUGGAAGUCAAAGCGAUGAAAUUCCAAUGGUAGAAGGCGAAGAAGCGAAAAUCAGCUCUUGUUCAGAGAAGUGGAUUCCUUUUUCUGUUAGAAACGCUGCUUGCAACACUUGGUGUAUGAAAGUUUUGAAAAGACCUGGCGGAUAUUGUGAUGGAAAAACAUUAAUUUGUACUUGCUACAAACCAUAAUAGGAAGACAUUUCAUAUUGAACCCAAUAAUAUCUGCUAACUUGAUUUUUAAAAAACGAACGAAUCCAAAAUUUAUAUUCAAAUAAGAGAAAUUGAAAUUGAAUAAAAUUUUAAUCAUGUAAAAAUUAUAUAUA